Molecule: messenger RNA, 1342 nt
Organism: Protobothrops mucrosquamatus (brown spotted pit viper)
Lineage: Eukaryota; Metazoa; Chordata; Lepidosauria; Squamata; Viperidae
Product: dynein heavy chain 3, axonemal-like
Exons: 7
Biological process (GO): microtubule-based movement
Cellular component (GO): dynein complex
Molecular function (GO): dynein intermediate chain binding; dynein light intermediate chain binding; minus-end-directed microtubule motor activity
Source: RefSeq, a predicted model, not a curated record
UGGAAUAUUCCGUAUGAAUUCAACGAAUCUGAUCUUAGAAUCAGCUUGAGGCAAAUUCAGAUGUUUCUGAACGAAUAUGAAGAAACUCCAUUCGAAGCUCUAACUUAUCUUACAGGGGAAUGUAAUUAUGGAGGAAGAGUGACAGAUGACAAGGACAGACGUCUCCUCCUGUCGCUUCUCUCCAUCGUCUAUUGCCAAGAAAUUGAAACGCAGGAAUGCUAUAAACUUUCUCCAGGAGGGGAAUAUUAUAUACCACCCUUCGGGACAUACCAGUCUUACAUCGAUUAUUUAAGAACGCUGCCCAUUUCAACGCAUCCUGAAAUAUUUGGCCUUCACGAGAACGCCGACAUUACGAAGGAUAACCAGGAGACCAACCUGCUUUUCAACGGGGUCUUGUUGACCCUCCCUCGAGAGGCUGGAGGAGGAGGGAAAUCACCCCAGGAAACGGUUGAAGAAUUGGCUCAAGAUGUUCUCUCCAAGCUACCCAAUGAUUUUGAUCUCGAACACGUGAUGAAAUUGUACCCAGUGCUGUAUGAGGAAUCCAUGAACACGGUUCUCAGGCAGGAGCUGAUUAGGUUUAACAGGCUUACGGAGGUCGUCCGGAGCAGUCUGAUCAGCCUAGGCAAAGCCAUCAAAGGCCUGGUGUUGAUGUCUUCGGAACUGGAGGAUGUUUUCAACAGCAUGAUCGUGGGCAAAGUGCCAGCCAUGUGGGCAGCCAAAUCCUACCCAUCACUCAAACCCCUGGGGAGUUACGUGACUGACUUGGUGACACGGUUGACCUUUUUUCAGGAAUGGAUCAAACACGGACCACCAAAUGUGUUUUGGAUCUCUGGUUUCUAUUUUACUCAGUCGUUUCUGACGGGCGUCUCUCAGAAUUAUGCCAGAAAGUAUACAAUCCCAAUAGAUCACAUUGGAUUUGAAUUUGAGGUGAUGAGGAAGGAGCACACCAUGAAGCAGAUGCCUGAAGACGGCGCCUACGUCAAAGGGCUCUUCCUGGAAGGAGCCCGAUGGGAUAGAGUAACCAUGCAGAUCGGUGAAUCCCUCCCCAAAAUCCUUUACGACGCCCUGCCCAUCAUUUGGCUGAAACCCGGGGAGAGCGCCAAGUUUUUGCACGAGCGGAUCUACUUGUGUCCCGUCUACAAAACCAGCGCCAGGAGAGGCGUCUUGUCCACCACGGGACACUCCACCAACUAUGUCCUCUCCAUUGAGCUUCCUUCUGACCUUCCCCAGAAGCACUGGAUCAACCGGGGGGUGGCAGCCCUUUGCCAGUUAGAUGACUGACCCGUCUGUGCACAAAAUGAAUCUAUGUAUUGCUGCACCUUCCAAUUAAAAGACGUAGACU